Molecule: messenger RNA, 2314 nt
Organism: Boeremia exigua
Lineage: Eukaryota; Fungi; Ascomycota; Dothideomycetes; Pleosporales; Didymellaceae
Product: carotenoid oxygenase
Exons: 1
Coding region: 118-2223 (701 amino acids)
Biological process (GO): carotene catabolic process
Molecular function (GO): carotenoid dioxygenase activity
Source: RefSeq, a predicted model, not a curated record
GUGAAACUCCACAGUAGGUACUGCCAUGCCGACUUCUACAGACUAAAUCCAUGGUUGUGCAGCCUUUGGAGGCUCCCCAGCGCACUGCUCCAAUGCGCACAGCACCCGCUAUUCAUCAUGUCCUACAACGGGCGUCGCAAGAAGGCCUCAACGAACCAUCCAUACCUCAGUGGUAACUUUGCCCCCGUGACGCAAACAUGGACACCAACAUCGGUUACCUGGACGGGAAAUCUUCCCAAAGAGCUCAAUGGCGGCAUGUAUGUGCGCAACGGGGGCAAUCCCAUGGCCAACUCUGACCUUGGACGCGACGCUCACUGGUUUGAUGGCGACGGGAUGCUCUCAGGAGUCUGGUUCUCCCGUUCAUCUUACAACACCGAUGAACUCGAUGUUCAAUUCGUCAACCAGUUUGUUCUCACAGAUGUUCUUCUAGCUCAAGCCGAGACCGAUGCCAUACGAACACCGAUCUUGCCCAGUAUUGCGACGUUGACGAACCCGGCUUCCAGUCUAUUCUGGAUUAUUUGGCGGAUCCUGCGUACUGUUCUGAUCGUUUUCCUAUCCCAUCUGCCCGGUUCAGGGACCGUCAUCAAGCGUAUCAGCGUAGCCAACACGAGCGUUCUAUAUCACGAUGGACGAGCGUUGGCCACAUGCGAAAGCGGCCCACCUAUGCGGCUGACAUUGCCUGAGCUCGAAACUGUGGGUUGGUUCGACGGGAACACAGUGGAAGGCGAACCCGAGAUUCAAGAUAAGGAGGAGGAACCAACAUUGGGUGGUACAGGGCCGUUGAGUUGGAUGCGCGAAUGGAGCACAGGACACCCAAAGGUUGACAACACAACGGGCGAACUUGUCAUAUUUCACUGCAGUUUUGCUCCACCGUAUGUCCAGUACUCGAUUAUACCCUCCACAGGCCCGAACACCACGGAAUACCACUCAGCUGGCGAUGCCGGCCAUAUCAUCAACGCGGCAGUCCCCGGCUGUACAGGUGGAAAGCUUAUGCACGACUUUGGUGUGUCCAAGCGCAGCACAGUCAUUCUGGAUCUUCCUUUGAGUCUUUCGCCGUUAAAUCUUGCGAAAAACUCACCAGUAGUGGCAUACGAGCCAUGGAAACCCUCUCGAUAUGGCGUCUUCCCUCGCCAACAUCCAGAAGCGGUGCGUUGGUUUGAGACCGACGGCUGUUGCAUCUUUCACACUGCCAACACCUGGGAUGAGUUCGAUGUUGAUGGGAAUGUUGUUGCCGUCAGCCUCCUAGCAUGCCGCUUGACAUCUGCAUCUGUUGUUUUCAGUGCUGGAAACAUCACACCGCCACCACACCCAAACCACAAAGAUGUGGUAAGCGAGAAGCCCAUGUCAUUCUUCGCCAGGUACGACAACGACAUCGACGAACAGGAUCCUGAAAAAGUUGACGAGACAUCGCCUUUGAUAUUCCGAAACGAUGCUGCGCCCAAUCCAUUCGGCGCCUCUUCAAACUUGCCAAUAUCCGACGACGAUGAAGAACAAUGUCGAUUGUACUAUUACAGAUUCUCACUGGAUUCUCCAACCGAAAAUGUUAUCACUCAUCAAUUCGCGCUGGCAGCCAUUCCUGUGGAGUUUCCUACGGUGUCGCCGUUGACAGCCAUGGAGUCUGCACGCUAUAUCUACGCCUGCAGUACAUCAAACGAGUCUUUCGGCGCGGCAUUGGGCAAAGCUAGCAAGAUCGAUGUCCUUGUUAGAUUUGACGUGCAGGCUUUACUUGAGAAGGCACAAAUCGAACCGCCAGACUCAAUCACAGGUUGCGUGGACAACCGUACACUACGCCAGAUCAUGGCAUCAACUGACCCCAACGACCCAAUCAAGGUCUUCCGGUUCCCGCCAAAGCAUUACGGACAGGAGGCGACGUUUGUUCCUCGCUCAAGGCGUGGUUCUGUAGCUAACAAGAAUACGGCUUUCGAUGAAGAUGAUGGUUAUCUCGUCUUUUACGUGUUCGACGAGCACCAAUUGGGCGAAGAUGGAGAGUGCAGAGAAGACGCGAAGAGUGAACUCUGGGUUCUGGACGCCCAGACGAUGGCGCGGGUUGAGUGCAAGAUCCAGUUGCCAACUCGCAUUCCGUAUGGAUUACAUGGUAACUGGUUCACAGAAGAGCAAAUCGCUCGUCAGAAGAGCGUGGAGAAGGUACGGGCGCUGCCAGCAGCUGCCCAGGUUACAAGGGCCAUUCGCAUCAAGCGAAGCAUACACAGGCGUUUGGGUUGAUAUCAAUGUUGUACUGAUAGCACGAGCAAACGACGUUCAGAACCGUAUACAGGCAUACCUACUACUAGUAAUGAUAAUGGACCAAGGUACA